This is a messenger RNA of Closterium sp. NIES-67, 1771 nucleotides long. NCBI's taxonomy places the organism in Eukaryota, Viridiplantae, Streptophyta, Zygnematophyceae, Desmidiales, Closteriaceae. The record is from the annotation of a GenBank genome assembly.
ACAAAAAGCCAUUGUACAAGUACGACAACAAGUUUCUCGAUUAGCAGUUGAAAGAGCUUUAGAAGUAAUUAAUAGUCGUUUGAAUAUGGAUUUACAUGCUAGAAUGAUUGAUUAUCAUAUUGGCUUAUUUAAAGCUAUGGAAAAUUCUGCUGAGUAGAAAAAAGAACAUAUAUAGGUGCUAUACUUUCAAGAUUACACACCACGUCCAUGGUAAAUAUUCGACCUGAUGAAAUCAGUAGUAUUAUCCGCAAACAGAUUGAGCAAUAUAAUCAAGAAGUUAAAGUUGUUAACAUAGGUACUGUUCUUCAAGUAGGAGAUGGUAUUGCUCGUAUUUAUGGCCUAGACAAAGUCAUGGCAGGGGAGCUACUAGAAUUUGAAGAUGGUACAGUUGGAAUUGCUCUAAACCUAGAGGCAGAUAAUGUUGGUGCUGUACUUAUGGGAGAAGGAUUGAGUAUCCAAGAAGGUAGUUCAGUUAAAGCAACUGGAAAAAUCGCUCAAAUUCCUGUUAGUGACGGCUAUCUAGGACGUGUAGUUAAUGCACUUGGUCGUCCAAUUGAUGGCAAAGGAGAUAUCCCAGCUUCUGAAUAUCGUUUAAUUGAAUCUCCUGCUCCUGGUAUUAUCUCUAGACGUUCUGUUUAUGAACCAAUGCAAACAGGACUUAUUGCUAUUGAUGCCAUGAUUCCAAUUGGUCGUGGUCAACGAGAAUUGAUCAUUGGAGACCGUCAAACUGGGAAAACAGCAGUAGCUACAGAUACAAUUCUAAAUCAAAAAGGACAAAAUGUUGUCUGUGUCUAUGUAGCUAUUGGACAAAAGGCUUCUUCUGUAGCUCAAGUUGUAAACACCUUCGAAGAACGUGGUGCAAUGGAAUAUACUGUAAUUGUAGCAGAAACAGCUAACUCACCUGCUACUUUGCAAUACCUUGCUCCUUAUACUGGUGCGACAAUUGCUGAAUACUUUAUGUAUAAAGGACGUCAUACAUUAGUAGUAUAUGAUGAUUUGUCUAAACAAGCUCAAGCUUAUCGUCAAAUGUCUCUACUUCUAAGACGCCCACCUGGACGCGAAGCUUAUCCUGGAGACGUUUUCUACUUACAUUCUCGUCUAUUAGAAAGAGCUGCCAAAUUAAGUAAUCAAUUAGGUGAAGGUAGUAUGACUGCUUUGCCUAUUGUUGAAACUCAAGCUGGUGACGUCUCUGCUUAUAUCCCAACAAAUGUAAUUUCUAUUACAGACGGACAAAUUUUCUUAUCAGCUGAUUUAUUUAAUGCUGGUAUUCGUCCUGCUAUUAAUGUUGGUAUUUCAGUAUCUCGUGUAGGAUCUGCAGCGCAGAUUAAAGCAAUGAAACAAGUUGCAGGUAAAUUGAAACUAGAGUUAGCUCAAUUUGCAGAAUUAGAAGCUUUUUCACAAUUUGCUUCUGAUCUUGAUAAAGCUACUCAAAACCAAUUAGCUAGAGGACAACGUUUACGUGAGUUGCUUAAACAGCCUCAAGCUGCACCUUUAGCUGUAGAAGAACAAGUAGCAACUAUCUUUACUGGAGUUAAUGGCUAUUUAGAUGUAAUUGAAGUUGCACAAGUUAGAAGAUUCUUGGCUGAAUUACGUCAUUAUAUCGUGACUAAUAAACCUGAAUUUGGUAAAAUUAUUCGUGAAAAGAAAACUUUUACAGAUGAAGCACAAGCUAUUUUGAAGCAAGCUAUUCAAGAACAUACAGAAGCUUUCUUAUUACAGGAAGAAUCUGGAGCUGCUGCUCGUUAAUUUAAGAUAAAGUAGUUAUAUGACU